Molecule: messenger RNA, 528 nt
Organism: Colletotrichum acutatum
Lineage: Eukaryota; Fungi; Ascomycota; Sordariomycetes; Glomerellales; Glomerellaceae
Exons: 3
Coding region: 1-528 (175 amino acids)
Biological process (GO): regulation of transcription by RNA polymerase II
Cellular component (GO): nucleus
Molecular function (GO): RNA polymerase II cis-regulatory region sequence-specific DNA binding; DNA-binding transcription factor activity, RNA polymerase II-specific
Source: RefSeq, a predicted model, not a curated record
AUGUCUCCUCGAUCCCCUCGACCACCACACAACCGUACAUCUCAUGAGGACGAGAGCGCAGGUCAUCGUGGCCAGCAAUCCCAGCCGCAACCAGUGCCAGCACAAAAUGGCACGCCGCAACACAGCUUCAGCGUGGAUCCGGCCUUCCCACGCCUUCCUGACACUGCCAUCGAAUCAUCGCCGACCGCUGACACGCGGUUGGACGAAGGCGAGCAGAAGAUGACGUACGCGAAACUCAUCUACAUCGCACUCCACAGCACAGAAACAAAGGCAAUGGGGCUAGGCGAACUCUACCAUUGGUUUGAGCAAAACACCAGGAGAGCCAACAAGGGAGGCGAAGGAUGGAAAAACAGCGUUCGUUCGAACCUGAGCGUAAACAAGGCCUUCCAACGAGUGGAACGUAAAGGCUCCCUCUGGCAGCUCGCGGAGGCAGGGUUGACGGAAUUCCAACCAACGCUGGGCGCUACCUCCACUGGCCCUACUGCAGCUGCCUCUGUGGCCGACAACAAUUUUGUUGGACAGACGUGA